This is a messenger RNA of Cicer arietinum (chickpea), 1036 nucleotides long. Its product is annotated as WUSCHEL-related homeobox 11. Gene Ontology annotation, biological process: adventitious root development. NCBI's taxonomy places the organism in Eukaryota, Viridiplantae, Streptophyta, Magnoliopsida, Fabales, Fabaceae. Gene Ontology annotation, molecular function: DNA binding; DNA-binding transcription factor activity. The record is from RefSeq and is a predicted model, not a curated record.
UAGCAAAAUAUAUAAUAUAUUUUACCUAGGUUUCAGUUUCAGUUGCAAGUUUCAAGUUUCAACAAAACAUUUUGUUAUGGAAGAUAAGAAGCAAAAUGACCCAAACAACACUCCAAACCAACAUGGUUCCGAGAAAAAUGAACCGGUUAGGUCAAGGUGGACACCAAAGCCAGAACAAAUUCUCAUACUUGAAUCCAUCUUCAACAGUGGCAUGGUGAAUCCACCAAAAGAAGAAACAAUCAAAAUAAGAAAACUUCUUGAGAAAUUCGGUAACGUCGGCGACGCCAACGUCUUUUACUGGUUCCAGAAUCGGCGGUCUAGAUCUCGGCGUCGACAACGACAGAUGCAACAAGCCACACUUGAGCAAAGAAAUCAGAUGUUGAUGAAGCAGCCUCAACAACAUGUUGAUGAUGGUGCACAUGCAAAUAUAGCAUGUGAUGUGGUUCAAAAAAUGGGGUUUGGUGGUUCUUCCUCUUCUUUAAAUGAUUCUUUGGGUUCUUCAUCAUGUGUUGCUGUUCAACAAGGCAUGGAUGGUUUCUUUUCACUUUCUUCUCAAAUGCCUUUCCAUGGAAUUCAUCAAACUUUAGCUGGAUCAUCACUUUUUUCUCCACCUCUUUCUCCUAAUUUUAACUAUCAGCCUGGAUAUGGAGGUAGUAGUGUUACAGGAAUGAUAACAGUGUUUAUCAAUGGAAUUGCAACAGAAGUUCAAGCGGGACCAAUAGACAUGAAAACAGUGUUUGGAGAAGAUGUUAUGUUACUUCAUUCCUCUGGUGUGCCACUUCCUACAAAUGAAUUUGGCUUCUUCAUUCAGUCCUUGCAGCAUGGUGAAAGCUACUUUCUGGUAUCAAAACCAUGACAAGUAUGAAUGGAUCAAGCUGUAAUGCUACAGUGGAAGCUUCCUAUACGCGUUUCACUGAUUGCUGCUCCUCUUGCAACUAUUAGUAAUGUCAUAUAUGGGGUCAAAAUAAUAGAUAUAUCUAUCUAUGUGUGAUAUAUUCCUCUUGUAUUAAAUAUAAAACAAAGUUAGUCAAUAAAA